Messenger RNA from Pteronotus mesoamericanus, 1254 nucleotides. It is a transcript of the gene CBLIF, whose product is annotated as cobalamin binding intrinsic factor. The coding region runs from base 1 to 1254 and encodes 417 amino acids. NCBI's taxonomy places the organism in Eukaryota, Metazoa, Chordata, Mammalia, Chiroptera, Mormoopidae. Gene Ontology annotation, biological process: cobalamin transport. Gene Ontology annotation, molecular function: cobalamin binding. The record is from RefSeq and is a predicted model, not a curated record. The transcript is spliced from 9 exons.
AUGGCCUGGUUUUCCCUUUGCCUCCUAAGCCUUCUCUGGGCUAUGGCUGCGACCAGCACCCAGACACGAAGCUCAUGCUCUGUUCCCCCAGCACAGCAGCCCUUAGUUAAUGGCAUACAAGUAUUAAUGGAGAACUCCGUGGCCGACUCAGCCUACCCCAACCCCAGCGUCCUGAUUGCCAUGAACCUGGUCGGCACCCACAACUUGGAGGCCCAGAAGCUCCUGACUUACAAGCUCAUGGCCAGUGACACAGCCGGUCUGACCAUCGGCCAGCUUGCACUGACCGUCAUGGCCCUCGCCUCCUCCUGCCGAGACCCUGGGAGUAAAGUAUCAAUCCUACAGAGCCGAAUGGAGAGCUGGGCACCUUCACGCCCCAAUGCCGAGGCUUCAAGCUUCUACGGGCCCAGCCUGGCGAUCUUGGCACUGUGCCAGAAGAACCCUGAGACGACCUUGCCAAUAGCAGCCCGUUUUGCCAAGACCGUGCUGGCCAAUUCCUCCCCCUUCAAUGUAGACACGGGAGCAAUGGUGACCUUGGCUCUGACAUGUAUGUACAACAAGAUCCCUGUAGGAUCAGAGGAAGGUUACAGAACCCUGUUUGGUCAGGUGCUAAAGGAUACUGUAGAGAAUAUCAGCAUGAGGAUCAAAGACAAUGGCAUCAUCGGGGACAUCUACAGUACUGGCCUGGCCAUGCAGGCUCUCUCCGUGUCACCUAAGCAACCUAACAAGGAGUGGAACUGCAAGAAGACUAUGGAUGCAAUACUUAAUGAGAUUAAGCAGGGGAAAUUCCACAACCCCAUGUCUGUUGCCCAAAUCCUCCCUUCCCUGGAAGGCAAGACAUACCUAGAUGUGCCCCACGUGUCUUGCAGCCCUGAUCAUGAGGCGCAGCCAACUCUACCCAACAACCCUAGCCCUGGCCCCACCUCAGCAUCCGAAAUCACUGUCACGUACACCGUCAAUAACCAGCUGAGGGGGGUGGAGCUGCUCUUCAACGUCACCACCAACGUUAGUGUGAGAAGUGGGUCUGUGCUCCUUGUGGUCCUGGAAGAAGCACAACGUAAAAAUCCCGUGUUCAAGUUUGAGACCACAAUGACAUCUUGGGGCCUUGUCGUUUCUUCUAUCAACGACAUCAGUGAAAAUGUGAAUCACAGGACGUUCUGGCAGUUCCUUACUGGCACGACACCUUUGAAUGAAGGAGUUGCUGACUACGUACCCGUCAACCAUGAGCACAUCACAGCCAAUUUCACCCAGUACUAA